Menidia menidia (Atlantic silverside) is the source of this 408-nucleotide messenger RNA. Lineage: Eukaryota; Metazoa; Chordata; Actinopteri; Atheriniformes; Atherinopsidae. The record is from the annotation of a GenBank genome assembly.
CCUGCGGCUAUGGCUAAAGACCCAUUAGCCGAGGCAGGCUUUUAUUUUGAUGAACUCAACAAGCUGCGGGUACUAGAGCCCGAUGUCAGCCAGAAGACAUCAGAGCUUAAGGAGGAGUGCAAAGAAUUUGUCGACAAAAUUGGUCAGUUCCAGAAGAUAGUUGGGGGCUUAAUUGAGUUGGUGGACGAAUUGGCCAAACAGGCAGAGACUGAGAAAAUGAAGGCAAUUGGAGCCAGGAACCUGCUGAAGUCAGUGGCAAAGCAAAGAGAGGCCCAACAACAGCAGCUUCAGGCUCUGAUAGCUGAAAAGAAGAUGCAACUUGAAAGGUAUCGCAUCGAGUAUGAAGCUCUGUCCAAAGUGGAAUCCGAGCAGAACGAGUUCAUCGACCAGUUUAUUCUUCAGAAGUGA